AUGGCAAAGGUCAAGAAACAGUCCAAGAGGCAAAAGCUGUCAAAGAAGUACAACAUACAAAAGAAGGUUCGGGAACAUCGGAGGAAAAUGCGGAAGGAGGCGAAGACUAAGGGAGGGCCUGUUCAGCUGCGGAUAGAUCCCCCUAUUCCAAACUCUUGUCCAUUUAAGGCCGACAUUAUCUCUAAUCUCCUGCGGCGCAAGCAGGAGAGGGAGGAGCGGUUGCUGCGGGAGCGAGAGGAAAGACUGCAGCAGCAGAAGAAGCAAGAAGAGGAGGCAGCAGCAGCAGAUGUAGCACUGCAAGCUGAUGGAUUCUCAGAUGCUAAGGCAAUGAAAGACCUUGCCGACAAGGCAGAAUCAGCUACGAUGGCGUUUGAAGCAGCAGCUGCUGCAGGCCCCUCUGAAGCUGAUCUAGCGUUGCAGUCGAUUGAAUCGUCCUUGUCGCUGAACAGCAAUAGCAAGCAACAACAUGUUGCUGCUCUGCACCGGCAGCAGCAGCAGCAGCUCCGGCAGCUGCUUGCAGCUUCAGAUAUCAUCAUACACGUCCUCGACGCAAGAUUGCCCCUGGCAUUUCGAUGCGCCGGUCUAGAGAGAUGGGCCCUUAGGGAGGGCAAAAAGGUCAUUCUUCUGUUGAACAAGGUGGAUUUGCUACCAGCUCCCGCUCUUGCAGCUUGGCUGCACCAGCUGCGACGCAGUUCCAUGUUCCCCGUGUUGGCUUUCAAAUGCAGCAGCAGCACUAGCAGCACUGCAGGGAAGCGGACAGGCAGGUGGUGUGCAGCGGAUCCUCUUCGCGCCUCUGAUAAACUUAAAAGGAGCAGCUCACAAGCACUUGGAGUGCAGCCACUGCUGAGGCUUCUGUCUUCUAUUGCUCACGCAGCGGCAAGGCCUUCCCGAACGGGCAAUGCUGCAGAAACGGCAACGACAGCAACUGCAGCAGGAGACACAAUGGCCGUUGAAGGGAACAACACGAACCCGACGAAAUCGAACCAGCCCUCGAGCGGCAGCAGCAACGGCAGAAGCAGGCACAUCAAGGCAUUCAUGACAGUUGGUGUUGUAGGAUAUCCCAAUGUGGGAAAAAGCUCUGUGGUGAACGCUCUGACGCGCAGUGUGUCCUCAGCUGGAGUUGCUGCGCUUCCGGGUAGCACUCGCCAGUUGAAAUUCGUAAAACUUGAUUCUCAUACGCAACUCAUUGAUUCUCCUGGAGUCCUCUUUGCUCCACCAGCUAAAGAGGAGGACACUGCGAGAAUCCUGCCGCACCCUCUCUCCUUGAUAGCCAUGCAGCAGCAGCAAUAUCAACAGCCAGAGAAGCAGCAGGAGAAACCGCUAGUGGCAUCUGCUUCCCUGUUGCUGCAGUCGCUUCUACCAGUCCCUCAAAUUCCGGAGCCAGAGGCCGUUGCUGAGGCCCUAAUCGCAAUUUCAAGCGUCAGUGCACUGCAGCGCCUAUACCAGCUCCCCUCCUUCACGACCCCAAGGGAAGCGCUUCAGGCGCUCGCACAACGAAGAGGCAAGCUUCUCAAGGGCGGAAUGCCAGAUCUUCAGGCCGCUGCGAAGAUGCUUCUGCAGGAAUGGCAGGAGGGCCGCGUGCCGUACUAUUCUUUGCCUUCGCGCUUCAAAGAGGAGCCCGUUCGCCUUCUAAGUGUCAAUGGGGUGGAGGACGAGGCCGUCGUUGCACUGCAUCAGGAACUUCUGGAUAAGCAGCUGGUCUCACUUGGACUUUCGCCAGAAGAGACAGCAACAGCAGCCGCAAGCCAGCAGGCGGAUGGCGUACCUGAGGUUUCCCACACUUCUUUUUCAGUGCAUGGCGCUAUGGGUUUUGAGAGGAUGGAGCAUGUGGCUCUUCGGCAGAAGCAGCGCAAGGAAGACAAGGUGCUUGAGGAGCAGUGCGAAAUGGCCUGA
Eimeria maxima is the source of this 1893-nucleotide messenger RNA. Its product is annotated as GTPase domain containing protein, putative. The transcript is spliced from 10 exons. Bases 1 to 1893 code for a protein of 630 amino acids. Gene Ontology annotation, cellular component: nucleolus. The record is from RefSeq and is a predicted model, not a curated record. NCBI's taxonomy places the organism in Eukaryota, Apicomplexa, Conoidasida, Eucoccidiorida, Eimeriidae. Gene Ontology annotation, molecular function: GTP binding.